Plectropomus leopardus (leopard coralgrouper) is the source of this 1182-nucleotide messenger RNA. RefSeq names its product protein tyrosine phosphatase mitochondrial 1 (gene ptpmt1). Gene Ontology annotation, molecular function: phosphatidylinositol-4,5-bisphosphate 5-phosphatase activity; phosphatidylglycerophosphatase activity; phosphoprotein phosphatase activity. Gene Ontology annotation, biological process: protein dephosphorylation. NCBI's taxonomy places the organism in Eukaryota, Metazoa, Chordata, Actinopteri, Perciformes, Serranidae. The record is from RefSeq and is a predicted model, not a curated record.
GGGGAGGAACUUCGAAUUCACUCGAAGAAGAAGUCAUGCAGUCCAGCUGACCGGUCGGGGGGAAACCCACUGUAGUACAUCCAUGAGGGAAACACACCGCGGACGGCAACAGCACGCAGGAAAGAAAACCUGUUAGACGGCGGAAGAGAAAUUUUCGUAUAUACGUUAUCCCACGGUACCGUGAGCCAUGUCCGGAGCGUUGGCGAGACUGCUCUUCUACCCGACGUUAGCCUAUAAUGUUGUCAUGGAGAAGGUGUCCUCGAGACGGUGGUUUGACCGAGUGGACGAGACGGUGAUCCUCGGAGCGCUGCCGUUCAGAUCCAUCACCAAACAGCUGGUGGAAGCAGAAAAUGUUCGAGGCGUUAUCACCAUGAAUGAGGAGUAUGAGACCAAAUAUUUCUGCAACUCAGCUGAGGAGUGGCGGGCUGCCGGGGUGGAGCAGCUGAGGCUGAGCACGGUCGACCUCACCGGCGUCCCCAGCCUGGAGAACCUGUGCCGAGGAGUGAAUUUUGCUCUGCAGCACAGAGAGCGGGGGAGCAGCGUGUACGUGCACUGCAAGGCCGGACGCUCCCGCAGUGCCACACUGGCUGCUGCGUACCUCAUUCGGUUACACUGCAUGACUCCAGAGGAAGCCUGUCAGAAGCUGGCGUCUAUUCGCCCACACAUCCUGGUGCGCUCGGCUCAGCUGGACAUGCUGAGGAAAUACUACCAGCAGGUGUGUGAGCGGUCCAGCUGAGAGCGCAGGACGGCAGCUCAGACCUCAUUCUGCUCCCACAGCUGCUGGAUCAGUGGACCCGGAGCCUUGGACAAUCCUCCACGUCAGAAUGUUUACCCACUGAAGAAAAUGCCAAACCACUUGAAUUUCCCCCAACAUUUUGAACUCAAAUCCUCAAGGUUUUACUGGGAAAUAGCAAAGUUUUAGAAGGUAAUUCACAAGUUGUCAGUUAGCAAAAAUGGCAGUUUCUACAAGUAAUAUUAUCAUUAUAUUUAAUAACCUUUAUGACAUAAAACAUAUUUUCUUUAACUCUUUGACUACCUGUUUGCUUGCUUUUGAUUGAAACAUAAAUGUAAAACACGUAAAUGAAAUCUCUCUCUGAAAUAUCUGAACCGUAAUGAAGUAAUGAAAUUCUUUCAUUAAAGCCACAAGUGGCAUGAACAGCGUGAUAUCUGGUAUCUAAGGAA